Oncorhynchus nerka (sockeye salmon) is the source of this 9992-nucleotide messenger RNA. RefSeq names its product transforming growth factor beta receptor type 3-like. Gene Ontology annotation, cellular component: cell surface. Gene Ontology annotation, molecular function: type II transforming growth factor beta receptor binding; transforming growth factor beta binding; transforming growth factor beta receptor activity. Lineage: Eukaryota; Metazoa; Chordata; Actinopteri; Salmoniformes; Salmonidae. Gene Ontology annotation, biological process: epithelial to mesenchymal transition; cell migration; regulation of transforming growth factor beta receptor signaling pathway. The record is from RefSeq and is a predicted model, not a curated record. Bases 407 to 2998 code for a protein of 863 amino acids. The transcript is spliced from 17 exons.
UCUUAGUGAAAAGGGGGAUAGGUAGCCUAUUUCAAACUUUUAAGCGAUAGUAGUGGACUCACUAUCCAUAAACUUGGACAAUUAUGUAACCUGACAACUGACGUUGUUUUCCAAGGACGUGGUUGUGUUUGAAUGAUUUUCAAAGGAAAGGAAAGGAUACAUUUCGCAUCCAUUCGAACCGCUGCAAGGCAAGCUACAACUUCCAACAAAGUUUACUUUGACAUUUCUGGAGAAUCUGCAUGCUGGCGCUUCUGUGAGGUUUCUCUCUACUGACAGACUGUGAGGUGAAAGAAGAGUUGUCCUCGUGAGGAACCAGGAGGAAGGGAAGGCCAGCCAUUGACCACAUCCUGUCCUCUUCUGGAGAAACUGUAGGCCAGUACUACAACAGUACGACUACAAUACUCUGAUGGCAUUCAGACCCAUUCUACCCCUGUUGCUUCUGGCAUUCUGCUGCUCAGCAUUUGCAGGCCCGUUGUCACGCAGCCCGUGUGAGCUGCUGCCAGUCGGCGUAGGCCACCCGGUGCAGGCCCUGCUAAAGAGUUUCACGGCCAUGUCAGGCUGUGCCUCCCGCGGCACAACAGGACUGCCUCAAGAGGUCCACAUCAUCAACCUGAGGGGCCACGGUCCUAAGGGGCCAGACCACAAGACUACAGAGGUGGAGCUGCACCUGAAGCCCAUCCAGUCCCUGCUGGUGCACCAGAAGCCCCUGGUGUUUGUGCUAAACUCCCCCCAGCCUGUGGUCUGGGACAUCAGGACAGAGAAACUAGCGCUGGGCAUCAAACACAUCUUCCAUGUAUCCGAGGGAUCUGAUGUCUACUUCCUUCCAGGGAACUUCUCCCUCCACUGUCAGGUUCAGAAGGAGGUGCUUCCCCAUGGCAACGAGCACCUCCUCAGCUGGGCCACCAAGAAGUACAGAGCCGUCACCUCCUUCUCCGAACUCAAGAUCGCCCUGGACAUCUACAUUAAAGUGGGAGAAGACCCAGUGUUCUCAGAUACCUGUAAGAUUGACAACAAGUUCCUGUCUCUGAACUACCUAGCUGGCUACGUGGAGCCCCAGCCCUCUAAAGGCUGUGUCCUGUCUGGACCAGACCAGGACCAAGAGGUCCACAUCAUUGAGCUGCAAGCACCCAACUCCAGCAGUGCGUUCCAGGUGGAUGUGAUUGUGGACCUGAGACCACUGGAGGCAGAUGUUCCAUUGAAACGUAACGUCGUGCUGCUGCUGAAGUGUGAGAAGUCUGUCAACUGGGUCAUCAAGGCUCACAGCGUCAUCGGCAAACUGGACGUGGUGACGUCAGAUACCAUCAGUCUGAGCCCCAACACAGAGAGGCUGAUGGAGGUGUCUAAGACCCCCAAGCACCACCUCCCAUCUGGCUCUCAGGCCCUGAUCAAGUGGGCAGAGGAGCAUAGCUAUGGACCGGUCACCUCCUACACCCACACCCCUGUGGCUAACACCUUCAACCUGAGGCUCAGGGAGCCAGAUGUAUUAGAUCCCCUGGAGUCCAUGUUCCUUCCAGACCUGUCUAUCCCGUGGGACACCAACCCCCUCCUGUCUGGUGGUCCGGGGGGUGCUGCCUCGCGCUCCGGUGGCCUGCCCUUCCCCUUCCCCCCACCCAAGGAUCAUGGCCUGCCCUACCUGUCCCUGGAGGACCGUACCUGGCUGGGAGGGGAGCAGGGUGGGGAGCCUGAGGAGCAGCAGGGGACCCUCAGUGUGGGGCUCAGUGUUCAGUGUGAGGAGAACAGGAUGGUGGUCAGCAUCGACAGAGAGAGUCUGGAGGCCAGUGGUUAUGGUAAUGCCAACCUGACACUUCAAGACCCAGAAUGCAAAGCAACGGUUAACUCCACCCACUACACCCUAGAGACACCAUUGGAGGGCUGUCAGACAACCAAGUACCCCAUGCACCCCAGCUCUAUGGUCCUCUACAUCAACUCAAUCUUGAUAAGUCCUGCUGAGCCUAAGGAUGGGAGUGGUGGUCCCCCAGAUGACGAGGAUCUAGAGUCCGGAGACGUGACCUUCCCUGGGGAGGCAGAUGAGCUGGAGAGGCUGGAGAGGGCUGCUUUCCUGGGGCACACCACGGAUCCUGAUCACAGAUCCUCCAUUCUGUUCAACUGCACCUACAGAAAGAACCAGAACACCCUAGGAUCAUCAGGAUCGUUUUCCCACUUCGCCCCAGCAGCUAAGGAACCAGUCAGAACCGACGUGAUGUUCAACAUGGAGCUGUACAACACCCAACUCUUCCGCUAUCCUUCAACCCAGGCCUUCCACACCGUUUCCAAAAAUAAGCAGGUCUUCGUAGAGAUUGGAGCCUUCAAAGUCGACCCAGAGCUAGGGUUCAUGAUCCAGACCUGUUUCAUCUCUGCCAACUCCAACCCGAACAUCCCGUCUUACUACACCCUGAUCGAGAACAUCUGCCCUACGGACAACACGGUCAAGUACUACCCUCAGAGAGACCUCCCUAUUCCCCACUCCCAGACCGACAGGAAGAGGUUCAGCUUCACCUUCAACUCAUCCUUCAACGAAUCGUUGCUGUUUCUGCACUGUGAAAUGUCUCUCUGCUCCAAGAGACCCCACAACAACCAGGGACGGGCUAUGUGUAUCCAACCGGACGAGGCGUGUACGUCUGUCAACGGAGAGAUCAUCCUAGCCAUGAUGAUGAACGCCAAGACUUCUACCAAGACCCUGGUGGUGGUGGUGGAAGGACAUGACACAGUGGAGAAGGAGGGACCAGUGCCUCCCACCCGCACGGGCCCUCCUGACCCACCAGGGGAAACUGUUUUGUAUGUGUUGGACACCCCGACCGUGGUUGGGAUCGCCUUCGCCGCAUUUGUGAUCGGGGCCCUGUUGACCGGAGCCCUGUGGUUCAUCUACUCUCAUACAGGUGAUACAGCUGGCCGACAGCAGGCCCAGAAGCCCCAGCCCCCAGCCUCAGAGAACAGCAGUGCGGCCCACAGUAUUGGCAGCACACAAAGCACGCCCUGUUCCAGCAGCAGCACAGCGUAACCUUGGGGCCAGCGGAGAAGGAGAGCCCCCCACCCCUCUGCAGGGCCACAGGAAGGGCCACACGGGUCACAGGGAACUGGGUUUGCUAACAUUUGUUUCCCCGCUCGAUGAAAGGAAUUAUUUUGGGAUGCUUUGUGAAAACAAAGAAGAAGAAUUUAUUAAAAAAGAAGACAAACAAAAGGAUUUUGUAAGAAAGCCUGAUGUUGCUGGUUAAAUUCGAUGUGUACCAUUUUAUUUCAACCCAAUCGUUAAGGUUUUGUGACAGAGCUACUGUACUGGAAGGCCUGGUCUGAAGGGGAAAUAGUACUAAUACCACAGAAAGGCAACAAGGCCUCACAUCUCUAGAGCGAUAGAACUCUAGCUACGGACAAGAAACAACUGUUAGUGAAAUACCAGACUUUUUUUCUUAUCCAAAUGCUGCUUUUUCUGCAACCACAACAGAGAAUUUUGUUUUGACCUUAAACGUCUAGUUGAAGCUGUAAACAAGCUAGUGUACACCAAUAGCACUGGAGACCGUAAAGCUGCCUGUCUGCACACACCAUCUGUGGGUGUUAGCAAGACUAGUGAGAGGAACAACAUGGCUGUCAACCAGAGUGUUAACCCCUAUCAAUAUGCUAUAUAAAUAAUAGAUGCUACCUCCUAUCCACAUGUUAUAGGAGAUAGUCAAAUCAACGAGUUGAGUCAGAGAGCAAUAGUGUGAGAAGGAGCCUCUCGGCAGUCUCUUUUCCCCUCAAAGCCAGAUAAAGCAUCCUGCCAUGUGCUAUUAAUCACUUGGAAUCUGAAAGGACUUAAUAACCAAGCAAGAUAUAUACAUAGAUAGAUAGAUACCAAGAAAUGUGAAAGACAAAAGUAAUGUGAAAGAUAUCUUGAUGAACCCUGUUUGCAAGCCAGCUAGUCAUGACAAUCGGUCAGGACUUUGGCAACGCAUCCGUCUAAACAUACUGUUGUGACAACAUCGAUGACAAAGUAUCAGCGGUGUGCAUUUGGUCAUAUUGAGUGAUGAUUGCUUUGCAGUCCUUCGUCUCAAGUUUGAUUGGUGUUACACAGCUUGGCUUUCGGCAGUAUGGGUUUCUCAUAUACUAUAUAAAAACAGCCAUUGUAAAGCUAUAUAUAUAUUUUUGCAACUAUUGUAAAUAAUCUAAAAUGUUAUAAGGAGAAAGUCAAUAUAUAAUGUGCAAUAUUGUGUGCAUUCGAAGCCUUAUGUUGUUAAAUAAGACAUGGUAAAGUGGCUAUGUUUGGCCAGUAUUCCCAUAUAUACUAUAAUGUUUUAUGUUUUUAUCCACUGUGAGGUAACUAAAAUGCUACAUGCUGCAGUAUUGGAUCAUAAAUAUAUAUACAGUAUUGUAAUUGGGCAUUACAUUUGGAGCACAGUAAUUGGGCAUUACAUUUAAACCACAAAAACAACGUGCCAUUCGAUCUGGGUCCGACACCACUAGGCCUUCAGCUGUUUUCAUUCUGAUUGUACAUAAUAAUGUUGUACACAAUUUCAUACCAACAUUUACAUUUUUCACAGCAAAUAAUUGAGAACCUGAUAUAGUUGAGUUUGUGGAAUGAAAAUAUAAGCCAAAAUAGUCAUUGUCUGGUUUUGUUCAGUAAAUCAUACUCAGAUUCUCAGCUUUCAAGUAUAUUUUCUGUAUGUGGUAAAUACAUUGUCAAUCUUACUCACCAGGGCAUGAAAUAGUUCAACGUUGCAAUAUACUGGCGCCAUCUUGUAAUCUUAAUGGUGUAUUUGUUCCGACAAACAUUCCACAUCCUGAUUAUUUACGCCCUGGUGUCAUGUUCAACAUGUAUUGUUUCUCUCUGUGUUUAUAGACAGAUUUAUUUUAUUUGACCUUUAUUUAACUAGGCAAGUCAGUUAAGAACAAAUUCUUAUUUUCAAUGACGGCCUACGAACAGUGGGUUAACUGCCUUGUUCAGGUGCAGAACGACAGAUUUUUACCUUGUCAGCUCGGGGGUUCGAUUUUGCAACUUUUCGGUCACUAGUCCAACGCUCUAACCACUAGGUUACCUGCCGCCCCAGUAUGGGCACUUAGAUGUACAUGAUUGUGUACAUAAUUGUACUACUAUGGCUGACCCCUGUAAAACAACACAUUUCACUGCACAUAUUCGGUGUAUGUGACAAUACAACAUGUUUGUUUUUUUUAUGUCAUGUGCCAUGCUAAUGCAAAGCCAAAAGAGUCCCACCGUCAUAGAAUCCAUGAAUGUUCUCUGGUGUUCCUUUACUUUUAGUCCUUUACUUUUAGUCUUUUUUUAGGAGAAAAGGGAUGGUUUGUACUAAUUUUACUUUGUGGUUGGGCGUGUAAAAGAGAACCCAAUACGUUAAGUAAACAUAAUUUGCCUUAGAUCCUACUUUUAUGUGUUAAGUGUUUUAUCGCAAAGCUUUGAGCCUGUGUUGUAUGUAAACAUGUGUAGCUGUGUGUCUCCACAGAAGAAAACAGAGUAUAAAUAUAUUUGUGGAUCAAAUUAUAUAUAUUUGAAAGUAUUUACCUAGAGACAAUCUAUUGUUGACUCUUUCAGUACUGUGAAUUUUUUUGUGUUUUUUCUAUUUUUCAUAAAUGUACAUACAGUGCAUUUGAAAAGUAUUCAGACCCCUUCCCUUUUUUCACAAUAUGUUACUUUUACAACCUUAUUCUAAAAUGUAUUAAAUCUACACACAAUCCCCCAUUAUGACAAAGCGGAAAUAUGUUUUUUGAAAAUGUAUAAAAAAAUAUGUAUUCAGGCCCUUUGCUAUGAGACUCGAAAAUGAAGCUCAGGGGCACCCUGUUUCCAUUGAUCAUCCUUGAAAUGUUUCUACAACUUGAUUGGAGUCCACCUGUGGUAAAUUCAAUUGAUUGGACAUGAUCUGGAAAGACACACACCUGUCUAUAUAAGGUCCCACAGUUGACCGUGCAUGACAGAGCAAAAAACAAGUCAUGAGGUCGAAGAAAUUGUGCGUAGAGCUCCGAGACAGGAUUGUGUUGAGGCACAGAUCUGGGGAAGGGUACCAACACAUUUCUGCAGCAUUGAAGGUCCAUCAUUCUUAAAUGGAAUACGUUUAGAACCACCAGGACUCGGGGGAGAAGGGCCUUGGUCAGGGAGGUGACCAAGAACCCGAUGCUCACUCUGACAGAGCUCUAGAGUUCCUCUGUGAAGAUGGGGGAUCCUUCCAGAAGGGCAACCAUCUCUGCAACACUCCACCAAUCAGGCCUUUAUGGUAGAGUGGCCAGACGGAAGCCAGUCCUCAGAGAAAAGCACAUGACAGCCUGCUUGGAAUUUGCCAAAAGGCCAAAAGAAACAAGAUUCUUUGGACUGAUGAAACCAAGAUUGAACUCUUUGGCCUGAAUGUCAAGCAUCAUGUCUGGAGGAAACCUGGCACCAUCCCUACGGUGAUGCAUGGUGGUGGCAGCAUCAUGCUGUGGGGAUGUUUUUCAGAGGCAGGGACUAUGAAACUAGUCAGGAUCGAGGGAAAGAUGAACAGAGCAAAGUACAGAGUGAUCCUUGUUUAAAGUCUGCUCCAGAGCGCUCAGGACCUCAGACAGGCGAACAUUCCCCUUCCAACAGGACAACGACCCUAAGCACACAGCCAAGACAACGCAGGACUGGCUCCGGGACAAGUCUCUGAAUGUCCUUGAGUGGCCCGGACUUGAACCCAAUCAAACAUCUUUGCAUAGACCUGAAAAUAGCUUUGCAGCGAUGCUCCCCAUCCAACCUGACAGCUUUAGAGGAUCUGCAGAGAAGAAUGGGAGAAACUCCCAAAUACAGGUGUGACAAAUCUUGUAACGUCAUAUCCAAGACUCAAUGCUGUAAUCGCUGCCAAAGGGGCUUCAACUAAAUACUGAGUAAACAGUCUGAAUACUUAUGUAAAUGUGAUAUUUCUAAAAACCUGUUUUUGCAUUGUCAUUAUGGGGUAUUUUGUGUAGAUUGAUCAGGAAUCUUUUUUUUUUAAUCCAUUUUAGAAUAAGGCUGUAGCGUAACAAAAUGUAGAAAAUGUCAAGGCGUCUGAAUACUCUCCGAAGGCACUGUAUAUUACUUUAUAUAUUUCUUUUUCUAAAAGAUAUAUAUAAAUAUUAGCAAUUUUCUUCAUGUGAUGUUUUGAUUUUUUAGAACAUUACCAAACCCAUUAGUUCUCACUCCGUGUUGAAUUUGGUUCCAUUGACUACCUUUAAAAGGAUACCGUUUUUAAUUAAUUUGUUCUUUGUAAACAUAGAGACGAUUAGAUAUUGUAUAGCAUUACAAAAGUAAUAUAUUUGAAACCCACAUUUUACAUAUGAACACGAAUGUGACAUUAUUGAUAAUAUAUAAGUAAGCAAGACUAAAGUGCUAUAUAAACACAAUGGAAAAGUAGUAUAACAUUUUAUUUCCAUAAAUCAAAAGAUCAGAUUUUCUGUAUAGUCUGUUCCUAUCACAUAUUCAUCUGUCGUAGUACAGGUUUAGCUGUGUUCAUACUCUCUGAACUCUGGUCUUGUUCUGUGAUUGUGCCAGAAGAGUUUUUCCUUUUUUUUUUUUUAGCUAUAGUGUAUAUGAGUUCUCUCUGAAAUGUUGCUUUUUCUAGUGGAAUGGCAGUCUUCAACAUUCAUCAUUUUGCAUUGAUAACAUUCCUGUAGUUCACUGGCUUUUCUUACCGACUGCUCGACGUUUACCCAUGAACCUGUCUCUUCCUUUUAUCUCCUCCCUGUCUAACGGGGUACAGGAGGUUGAGGACCUUCAUAUUCCCAUUAUUGUCCAAAUACCUAUGAAGAGGAAUAACCUCUCUGUAGGAAGUUCCAUCUGAAAUUACACUUUAUGAAUUUGGAUUCGAUUAGACAUUCUAUUUGUAAGUUAAUAUUGCAAAUCACUGUUAGUAAAUCUUACAGUGAUAGAGUAUUGUGGAAAGUAGCACAGGGGAGGUUUGCUGGUUACAGCCAACCUGUAAGAGGGGCCCCACUUUCAUACAGUACAUAAUAACAAAUUGUAUUGCUUUAGUUGUUUGAACCUUUUUAUCAACGUUUAUCUACCUCAUUUUGUGAGUUUGUGUGUGUGUGCUGAAUGUGUAUGAAUAUGUAUGUACUUGUGUGAGAGAAAAAGAGAGAGAGUUGUGUUCUACUAUUUAAUAUGUUGUAAUGGUUGAAAGGGCUCUAUGUUUUUCUGUACAGUGCCUUCAGAAAGUUUUCAUACCCCUUGACUUAUUCCACAUUUUGUUGUUACAGCCUGAAUUCAAAAUGGAUUAAAUAGAUUUUUAUUCUACACACAACACCCCCAUAAUGACAAAGUGAAAAUGUGUUUUUAGAAAUGUUAUCAAAUUUAUUGAAAAUGAAAUACAGAAAUAUUACCUUUGGCAGCAAUUACAGCUGUGAGCCUUUAUGGGUAAGUCUAUAAGAGCUUUCCACGCCUGGAUGGUGCAAAAUUUGCCCAUUAUUCUUUUCAACAUUCUUCAAGCUCUGUCAAAUUGGUUGUUGAUCAUUGCUAGACAAUUUUCAGGUCUUGCCAUACUUUUUCAAGUAGAUUUAAGUCAAAACUGUAAGUCGGCCAAUCAGGAACAUUCACUGUCUUCUUGGUAAGCAACUCCAGUGUAGAUUUGGCCUUGUGUUUUAGGUUAUUGUCCUGCUGAAGGGUGAAUUCACCUCCCAGUGUCUGGUGAAAAACAGACUGAACCAGGUUUUCUUCAAGGAUUUUGCCUCUUAGCUAUCCUGAAAAACUCCCCAGUCCAUAACGAUUACAAGCAUACCCGUAACAUGAUGCAGCCACCAAUAUGGUUGAACAUAUGGAGAGUGGGACUCAGUAAUGUGUUCUAUCGGAUAUUGCCCCAACAUAACACUUUGUAUUCAGGACCAAGUAUUACUUUAGUGCCUUGUUGCAAACAUGAUGCAUAUUUUGGAAUAUUUUUAUUGUGUUCAGGCUUCCUUAUUUUCACUCUGUCUAUUAUGUUAGUAUUGUGGAGUAACUACAAUGUUGUUGAUCCAUCAUUCUUCUUCUCCUAUCACAGCCAUUAUACUCUUAACUGUUUUACAUCCACCAUUGGCCUCAAUGGUGAAAUCCCUGAGCGGUUUAUAUAUCAGAGUGUAACUAAUAUCCCCACCAUGUUCAACGGGAUAUUCAAUAUCUCUUUUUUUUCUCCCAAUGGGUGCCCUUCUUUGUGAGCCAUUGGCAAACUUCCCUGGUCUUUGUGGUUGAAUCUGUUUGAAAUUCACUUACAGAUAGUUGUAUGUGUGGGGUACAGACAUGGGGUAGUCAUUCAAAUAUAAUUUGAAACAUUAUUGCACACAGCGUGAGUCCAUGCAACUUAUUAUGUGUAAUCACAUUUAAACUCCUUAACUUAUUUAGGCUUGCGAUAACAAAAGGGUUGACUACUAAUUGACUCGAGACAUUUCAGCUUUUCAUUUUUAAUGAAUUUGUAAAAGAUUCUAAAAACAUAAUUCACUUUGACAUUAUGGGGUAUUGUGUGUAGGCCAAUGACAAAAAAAUAUCUAUUUAAGCAAUUUCAAAUUCAGGCUGUAACACGACGAAAUGUGGGAAAAGUAAAUGGUGUGCAUACUUUCUGAAGGACCUGUAUAUAUAUGUUCAAGUCUAAAAUCUUUAAAACUUUUCCACAAUUUGAUAGUCAAUGUACUGUAGAUGCCCUCUCCCUACCAUUGGUCAGUUGGCUGUAGGGCGGCAGGUAGCCUAGCAGUUAGAGCAUUGGGAUAAUAACCGAAAGGUUGCUGGUUUGAAAACAUGAGUAUGUCGAUGUGCCCUUGAGCAAGGCACUUAUCGCUAACGUUUGCUCCACUCCAGUGGUGCCAUACUACUAUGGUUGACCCUUUAAAACUGCACCUUUCUGGUGUAUGUGACAAUAAAACAUUUUUUUUUUGUAGUUUCAUAACACAACCAAAGAAGUCCCUUCUCAAAUGCUAGUCGAAAUACCCUUCUUCUCAAAGCUAUUUCUUAAUACGAUUUCUGUUUUUGUUUUGCAAAGCUUUUUGUAAAUAAAACAUGCUGUAAAUAUGCAUGAUAUUUUGUAUCCACAUUUGUAUACAUAAUAAAUUCAUAUAAUCCAUAA